Molecule: messenger RNA, 758 nt
Organism: Racocetra persica
Lineage: Eukaryota; Fungi; Glomeromycota; Glomeromycetes; Diversisporales; Gigasporaceae
Source: the annotation of a GenBank genome assembly
AAGAAUUCUUUAUUUCAAAAUCUGAAUAUGCAAAAUGGAUUAAAAAGUUUCAAAAAACCAAAACGUCUUUAGUAAAAUAUGACUGUAAAAGACAUAAACUAUUUAUUUGCAGAUUUUGCUUUGGGGAAUGGUUUUAUAAAUCGGAUUCUUGUCAGAAGCAGUUAAAUCAAUCAGAAAAACAAAAGAUUCGAGAAAUUCAAUCUGGUCAAUGGCGUGAUAAGGGUAAAAAAAUAUAUAGACCAGUUGCUGAUAUUGUAUACUGGCCAAAGAAUAGGCAUUGGGAAUCGAUUAAAGAUAUUCCAGAUAGUACAGCUCUAUCAAUUCAUGAUUCUAUUACGCGAUAUCGAAAUUCAUAUCUCAAUAGAGGAGGUGGAUCUGGUAAAACAACACAAGCUAUCAAAAUUUUUAAAGACAUAAACAUAGUUGUUUUUACUCAUACAAAUGCAUUAGCCAAAGACUUCCAAAAUAACCAGUGGACUCCUGAACGUAUGGGAGAAAAAAAAUUCCUGCGAGUUGUUAUAUGGGAUGAAGUAUGUACAGUGCCUAAACAUAUUUUAGAAAAGUUUAUCGAUUACUUACUAGAGCAAAAAUAUCAGGAAGUCUUGACUGACUAUCGGGCCAAAUGUUCUAAAUUAUAUGAACUCAAAAAGGGAAUGCGUCAUAAAAAUAAUCGAGUACAAUCAGAAUUAUUUCGUAGAGCAAUUCCAGUUAUAGAAAAAUGGAAAUAUCUAGAAAAAAAAUGGUCUCCUUCAGAUUGA